AUGCAGUACCGUAUGAUCAUGGCCACUUUGGCCCUUAGCGUUUACGCUGCUCCCGCUCCUAUGAUCACUGGCGCUCCCUCUCUGUCUCGACGACAAGAUGAUGGCGGCGCAGGUGGUGGUAGCAGCGUUCUCAAGGAACCCAUGACCAUCGCUGCUGGCGAGUCAUUUGACGGUGGUAACGCUGUCUUUGACCGUGGUGUUUCUUGCACUGGCCAGGAAGAGGGUGGUGACUCCGACGCUGUCUUCAUCCUUGAGAAGGGUGCUACCCUUUCCAACGUCCGAAUCGGUCCUAACCAGAUCGAGGGUGUCCACUGCAACGGUGGCUGCACCCUGAACAACGUCGUCUGGGAUGCCGUCUGUGAAGACGCCUUCAGCAUCAAGAAGCAGGAAGAUGGCGAAACCACCACCAUCAACGGUGGUGGUGCCAAGGGCGCCGAGGACAAGGUCAUCCAGCACAACGGUGGCGGUACCGUUAUCAUCAAGGACUUUGAGGUCUCAGACUUCGGCAAGCUCUACCGAAGCUGCGGUAACUGUGAUUCCAUGCCCGCUCGUCACGUUGAGAUCUCUGGUGGCUCUGCCACUAGCGGAAAGAUGCUUGUUGGCAUCAACCCCAACAUGGGCGACACUGCCAAGAUCUCUGGUAUCAAGGUCACCGAUGUGCCUAAGGAGUGUAUUACUUUUGAGGGUGUCACUGAUGGCAGCGAGCCCAAGGAGGUUGGCACCUGUGAUGGUGCUGGCGGUGCUGAAUCUGGAUCUGGUGAUUCUACUGAGGCCCCUGCUACUCCUACUGCCCCUGCCGAUGACUCCGAGUCCCCUGUUGAGUCUCAAGUCGCUGAUCCCGCUCAGACCUCUGUUGAUGGUGGCUCUGACGGCGAUAACCAGUCUGGUGACAACGAGAACAAUGAUAAUAACAACGGCGACGAUGAGAAGGAUGAUGACAAGAAGGAUGAAGACGAGGAGCAGGAUUCUGGCGACAACAACAACAACCAGGAGCAGCCUGCCGGCGAUCAGAACCAAGGCGGCUUCAACGGUCAGCAGCCUCCUCAGCCUCAGUUUGGUGCUCCUCCUCAGUUCGGUGGUUCCUCCGGAUUCGGUGGCUUCUAA
Molecule: messenger RNA, 1104 nt
Organism: Fusarium coffeatum
Lineage: Eukaryota; Fungi; Ascomycota; Sordariomycetes; Hypocreales; Nectriaceae
Exons: 2
Coding region: 1-1104 (367 amino acids)
Biological process (GO): pectin catabolic process
Cellular component (GO): extracellular region
Molecular function (GO): pectate lyase activity
Source: RefSeq, a predicted model, not a curated record